Sabethes cyaneus is the source of this 3931-nucleotide messenger RNA. RefSeq lists its product as uncharacterized. The transcript has 2 exons. Lineage: Eukaryota; Metazoa; Arthropoda; Insecta; Diptera; Culicidae. The coding region runs from base 79 to 3639 and encodes 1186 amino acids. The record is from RefSeq and is a predicted model, not a curated record.
AAAAGUCCUAAGUUCCUGUAUGCCAUUAAAAGAAUAUUCAAUAUAUAUUACAGUAUUUCGGUAAGAUAAUCUGUAACGAUGGAUUCAUCAUGGAAACAAAUAGUUUCCAAAGAGAAGGAUUACUCGCUGGCAUUGUUUUUAUGUUACCUUAUUCGAUAUUGCCAUCGAAAAUAUUCUCGGUUUACAGUCGGACGAAAGCUGAUUUGCUCCAAACGGUUCGAUGAUGUCCUACUGGAAUUUGAGCACGAGCAGAAAAGAACAGUCCUGAUGUUCGAUAUAAAACAACAUCGUUACAGACGUUGGAACUCUGUGACUUUUGUCGACAAUCUGUUAGGUUGUUUCAAAGAAUACCUUAAGCUGAGAGAUUCCAUAAAUACGUCGACACACAAGCUGAUUGUUUGGAUAACCGAUUUUACUAGCAAGGAUGAUAAUUUAAAGAGUUAUCAACCAACAGAUGACAUAUGUGAUCUUUUGGACAGCAUCGAGCCAAGUAUGGGGAAAUACAAAUUAAGAAAAGGUUCCGAAUUAGAAAUAGAGCUCCUGAAACGAGUUGACCCAUUUUAUGAAGUCGCAGAGCGGAUAUCACGAUUGCUGCUUAAAGAAGGAAGAAUUACACCUUUUGCAAUACCGCAAAAAAUUUACGAUAUACUUCUGAAAAAUGUUUUUACAGAAAAUUCUUUCCGUGAGGAUUUUAUACUGGGGAACUCACCCCUUCCACCAGAAGUUAAGCGGUUUCGAGAAAACUUGGAGUGUUUGCUAGCCCAGCUCUUGAAACAUAGAAAUGUUCAUCAAUUCAGGCUAGCAAAGAUUGGGGAUCAUUUACCGUUAAUGAGGUUUGAUUUUCUGAAGUCAGUAAGUGUUGAGGCAUCUGAUGAACUUCAAAAAGUCGAAUCUGCUGCGAGUUUCGAGGAUAUCGACAAAUUCUUUUCGUUGCUAAUAUUUUAUGUCUGCUCUUCUACCGUAUCGGACGUAAGAAAAUUGUUGAAGCAAAAACUUGAUGUGGAAGAGCAGAGAGAACUUUUACAAUUCCAAAAAGUCGGUUCCCAGCUCGUUGAAGCAAAUGUUAAGCAAAUUUUUAAAUGGAUAGAUCUGAAAAAACAAUGCACCUUUGAACUGAAUGAUCUACUGCAAUUCAAAGGUGAAUCAUUGCGCCCUUUAAAACUAGUACUAAGUGAAUAUAUCCGGGAAGCUAAAUUUAACACUUUAUACAUAAGUACUUGUGUGGAUAAUAAUAUAACACUAAAUCGAAUAAUGCAUCUGUUGAAGCAAUAUAAUUAUUCGGAUCGUGUUGUAAUAGCAAACAAACACUCUUUACACCAAGCAAUGGAUUUAAUUGAUAUAGUUAACAGUGUAACACCAUUAAUGAAUAAUUUACCCAUCCUUAUACUAGUGGGAGAAGAUCUGACGCUAUCUUCAUCCGAAUGUUUGAAAGUCCAAAAUCUUAAUUUCCUGCAAAUUUAUGUAGAAUGCGGAAAUAAACUCGGUGUUGGCGAGGAUUUUUGUGAUAGAUUUAGAUUUAGCGACUUACUGGAUGUAAUUCAAAAUCGGCUAUUGAUGAAACCUAUCCUGCUGCAAGAGAGAGAAGUACGUUUAAAAAACCUGCUGGCAAAAACGUGUUUUGAACACAUUUCAGCUGAUGAGUUACUGGACUGGGCUGCCUGCUACCGCCCAUCGAUUGGUUCAGGUGAGUUUCCAUCGCUUCCAAAACAUUUCAUCCAACGAAAUCUUUUUGAUGAUUUCUGUGAAGCGAUUGAUCUAAUUGCGGACAGUUUCGAUCGCCUAACCAUUAUAUGUGGGACGGCAGGUGUUGGAAAGAGUGUUGAACUGUCUAGAAUCGCUAGGUCGUUUCACGAUCGUUAUAGAGAACAUGUAACAAUUCUUGUAAAUUUUAAAGAUAUAAUCCAUCUAUUUCCUAGUAAAAAAGGUCCUCUGGAUAUUAUUAUGAAAUUGAUUGAUAACAAAAAGUUGAACUAUUUUCAAGUUUAUGUUAUAAAGAACAUGCUGGACCAAAGACGCAUUUUCUUUCUACUAGAUGGUCUCGAAGAAGUGAGCAAAUUGAAAGAGGAAAAUAUCAAAAAUAUCAUCAAAUGGAUUUCUUUGGUUCCAUUCACGCGGGUUAUCAUUGCAAUCAGGCCCCACCAGUUAGCGUUAAUAACAGAGAAUCAGUCUAAAUUUGCAAUUAUUCAAUUAAACCCAUUCACCGAAAGCGAACAAUUGAAGUUUUUUAAAAAUUACUGGGGAAACAGUUCAUUGAGCGAAGGACAGGUUCGUGACAUUAUACAACUUUUUGGUAGCGAGCAUAACUUAUUAGAAAAUCCACUGCACGCGUCUAUAGUUGCAGCAAUUUUGGAAGAACAAGCUUUGAACGAUUUAAAAAACAUUAAUUUUUCUACCCUUGCCUCCAUACUAGAAGCAUUCAUCGAUAAACGAUUUCAAAUAUUCGCAAGUAAAUCAUUCGAUUUGUUCAGUCAUGCUCAUGUGGUUAUUUUGCAAACUUUGCGUGCGAAUUUCGAAACCAAGCACGAGCUGCUGGCCUUCCGGCUAUUAACGAAUGAUACGAUUGAUAACAAUGAUUACAUCGAAAUGGAACAGUAUGGUCUAUUGCAGUUUGAAAAUAAUUCCAUUUCCUUUAUCCAUCCAUUUUUUCACGAGUUGUUCUUCGCUCAAUACAUUCUUAAGCAACACAUAAAUCAAGAGUGCUUUAAUAAGUUAAUGGCUGACCGUUUCUGCAAGCCAACUUACAGACGAUUCAACGUAUUCCUUGACCAUCAAGUCGCAAAAGUCAAUCUUGAUCAAACGCUCUUGACAGAGCCCGCAUCAUUCGGAGCAAUCGAUUUUAAUGAUUUAAACCCAGGAAAUAAUUUCACACUAAGCCAGCAUAAAACCAAGCAGAUUUAUGCCUUCUUUAAGUGGACUUGUUCUACCGAUCAACUGCACGACUACAUUCGGACCAGCAUCGCAGAAGAUCUGCUCAACACGUUUGAAGUAAUCUACGACUGUCUACCAGUUUCUUUCGUCAAGACCGUGCGCUUUGGAUUUGAUUCCAUUGCUUGUUCGGUAGACCUAUCAGCGAUUGACGAAGACCGAAUUGUUCGUUUGCUCGACAUUUUCAACAAAAAGCUUCCAAAUGAUUUUAUCGAAAGAGUGAUCACAAAUUUCUCGCCGGAUCAGAGUGACUUCAUCACGGUAGCUAUCAAGCAAAACUAUCCACGUGUAAUCAAAGCUUUAUUCACUAUCGAACAACAUCUCUUCGACGAGGAUGAGAGCGAUCGUUUCUCGGACUACAGUGCGCUACGCUGGCGGCAGUAUCUUCAAAUGGCAAUCGUGCACGAGCGCAUUAAUCUGUUGAACAUUGUGUUCGACGGCAUCGACCGUCGCUUCCAUCCGCGAGUGACAAAAUAUUUUCUUAUGGAGGAAAAUAUCAUGCAUGCGUUAGUCGAAGCUUGCCGAGAAGCUGAGGAAACUGCGCUCGAAACCGUGCAACGAAUUCUGCGCUUUGUGCAAGAGCACCUGAGCUUAACAGAUAUUGAGCAUUUAGUCGAGGAAGAAUGUGGAUCAAUCACGUGCGCAGAAUUAUUAGCUAAUGUCAAAAAUUCUGCAGUUCGGGGUUUGAUAUCAUCGGCAAUUUACCCGCGAUGAAAUUGAAAACGUAAGGAAGGAGCAAUACCAAAAAUAGAAGGACCAUAAUUAGUAUCAACAAAAGAUAGAAUCUCACUAGUGGCUAUUAUACGUAACUUCUGUUCAAUUAACAAUCUUUACAUCGCAUACAAGAGCAAAUGAUUCCCCACUGGUCGUUACCUGCAUAUAUAUUUGGUUAAGUUAUUUAUAUUAGUUAGAAAAAUCGAAUAUUUUAUUUUAAGCUCACAGUAUUUGUAAAGCGCUAGCUAAUCACCGGGAAAUAAACUAUUAACUUGUUACUUUUGUUAAGAAA